Onychostoma macrolepis is the source of this 4387-nucleotide messenger RNA. It is a transcript of the gene eogt, whose product is annotated as EGF domain-specific O-linked N-acetylglucosamine (GlcNAc) transferase. The record is from RefSeq and is a predicted model, not a curated record. NCBI's taxonomy places the organism in Eukaryota, Metazoa, Chordata, Actinopteri, Cypriniformes, Cyprinidae. Gene Ontology annotation, molecular function: protein N-acetylglucosaminyltransferase activity. The coding region runs from base 1971 to 3542 and encodes 523 amino acids. The transcript is spliced from 16 exons. Gene Ontology annotation, cellular component: endoplasmic reticulum lumen.
UCCGGUAGUAUGGCGACUGCAUCCCUAAAUGCACCCACUGCUUCUCCUUAGUUUCUCCAAGGAGAAAAGGCAGCAGAUAUAUUGAUAGAUUGAUGCUGGGACAGCUGUGAUAGCCUCUGACCCUGGCAACGUGUCAAGUCUUUGUGGUUGCUGCGGUUCCCGACUUAGUUUGCACUAUUAUUAUUUUUGUUGUGUGUUAUUUUGGCAUUGUUGUGUGUCGUUGCAUGGGAAUUGCAGCUCUAUAGUUUGACUGCUUCCUUUAACCAAGAAAAAAAAACUUAUGGUAUCACUAACUUUUACAAUGUAGUACAGUAACUCAGAGGUUUAAAACCCAGUACAUUUACUCUUCUGCAGGAUUUGUAAUUGAGCUGCAACAUGAAGCGUAUGGGAUCGGAGUACAGUGCGUCUUUGUUAAUCUAACUGAUCUGCUCAGUCUAGACAGAUCGCAUUAGACACUGCAUUUAGACGUUACGAGUCUAAUAGAUCAACAGCGCGUGCUAAUCAUACAGUACAGCUAUUGUUACUACUGUAAAUCAUAAGUAAUUAACAAGGCAUUUAUUUUAAUUAAUGCCAGAAGCUUGUCAGAAUCUUUCUGUCAUCGUCUAUAUAACACAAUGAGUUUUAUUGUAAACUUUGAUUAGUUAAUGGGUUCAUUUGGAGUUCUCUGGUCGCAUUUGCACACCUGGUUGUGUUUUUCCUCCCCAAGGGUUUUUAAUAAUCAUGAAAUCUGUAAUUACGUUGUCAUAAUUACAAGGCAACACAAAGAAUGUAGUAAUUUUCUCUUGCAAAAAAAUCACCAUAGCUUCUACCUAAAUAUCAGUUAUAAAGAGAAAAUAUUCGUUUUUAUUAAUAUACUAACAGUAUAUUCAUUUAUAAUUGUUGACAAAUCACUUUACUAGUAAAUGACACAUUACACAUGUCCCAUGACUUAUUUUUAAAGUCAGAAAUCUUAUGUUUAUGCUGUGGUAACUAUUUAUAACUAUGUUUUAUUUGAUCAAAUAGUACCUAAUAUAAAAUUAAUCUAUUAUGAAAAAAAGGUUUCAUUUAAAAAAAAAAAUUUGUACUGUAAAAAAAAAAAAAAAAAAUACAACCCAGCAUUUGCUGAGCUAUAAUUAAAGCUCGAUUUUAUUUUUAUGUAUGUAUGUAUGUAUUUAUUUAUUUAUUUAAUUUCAUUUUUUUUUUAUAUUUAAUGUUAAUUGCUGGAAAGUUACAAAACCACAUACAACAAACUAGGUUGUUAAUAAUGGUUGUAAUAAAAAUGGGAAAUGAAACAAUUUUAAAACUUGCUUUUACAGUAUUAAUAAUGUGUGUGUAAUUAAGAAAUGAUCUGUGAUCAAUUGUGAGCAGUGAAUUUAUUUUGGCUGAUUCUAUUCAGAUACACUGUGAUAAUGCUGAUGAAAAACAAUAACAGACUUGGGCAAUAUGGAUAAGUAAAAUAGUUAAUGAUCUUACAGAGCAUUUUUAUAUAUCUAAUCUGUCAGAAACUAGAAUUUCAUAAUGAUUUUAUAUAGAAAUCCUCACUGCUGUGGUUUAAAAUUACCCCAGAUCAGAGAAUAUAUUACAUGCAUCAUUUACGUCAUAACUUAUAUAUGUCUGUAAUUCCCACGGUCCUUGUGCAUCAGCUAUGAGCAGAAUGCAUACUUGUUUUUCUAUUAAUUUCCCUCAGUCCUGGCCUUAUUGCUUAAACAAUGGAAGGAAAAAGGUCACUAAUAUUUCCUGUGGUAGGAGUUCCACAUGGAGAAAGAUCCGUUCAUUUGCAGGUUCCCACACUAUGGUUACUUCCAGAGCUUUGGUGUUUGUCCUCCCCUGUAAACCAUUCGUUUUCUUUCUCUAGACACUCUUGUGUGCUCUCUCUCUCUCUCUGUGUGUCUCUCUCUCUCUCUCUCUCUCUCUCUCGCUCUCUGCCUUUCUCAUAAAUGAUUGUAGGUGCUGAGAGCCAGUGUGGUUCCUUCCAUGUGGCUUGAGGGACUAUGCUGCUGCUGGUAGCUCUGUGCCUGGUCUGCACUUAUAAAACCAUCUCCGCCGCAGACAGCGGGCAGGACAGCAGCCGCACGCCACAGCUGGACUACAGCAGCCUGGCGCUGCCUCAGCAGCAUAUUCCUUUCUUUCUGCACAACAACAAACGACUGGCCAAACUCUGCAAGGAGGACCUGCUUUGCCCUUUUAAAGAUGCUCUGCUGCUCAAGAAGGCCUGCUGGGGUUAUGAAAAGAGCUGCUCCCCUGAGCACAUGUUCAGCUAUCCUGUGUGCACCAGUCUUGACUCGGGAUGGGCAAACUCGAUUCAGGCAGCCCAGGAACUCUUCUGGAAGCAGGCAGAUUUUGGUUAUGUGAGGGAGCGUCUCAGUGAGAUGAAGACUUUGUGCAAGCCGUUGAGUCCUGGUGAUUCCUCUCUGAAGUGCACCAGUCAUAUGCGGUUCUGCAGGGCCAUAAACCUGUACCUGGACCUGAGGAGUCCCCGCAGAGGUCAUGAGAGGUAUAAAGAGGAUUUCCUGGAACGGGGUGAGAUUGGUGGUCACUGCAGCCUUAAUAGUAAAGCACUAGCCGCAGAAGGGACACACAAGAGUCCUCUUCAGUCUUGGUUUGCUGAACUGCAGACAUACUCAGAGCUUGACUUCCACCCCCUGGAUGAUGGCCAUUGUGAUGUUAUAAUUGACAGACCAACCGUCUUCAUGAAGCUGGAUGCAGGAGUGAACAUGUACCAUCAUUUCUGUGACUUUGUCAACCUCUACAUCUCUCAGCACCUCAACAAUUCCUUCAGCCGUGACAUAAACAUUGUUAUGUGGGACACAAGUUUGUAUGGAUAUGGAGACCUGUUCAGCGAAACGUGGCGGGCUUUUACCGAUUAUGACAUCAUUCACCUCAAAAACUUUGACUCCAAAAGGGUGUGUUUCAGAGACGCAUUUUUCUCACUCCUUCCAAGAAUGCGAUAUGGCCUUUUCUACAACACUCCUCUUAUCUCUGACUGCCACAGCGAGGGCCUGUUCAAGGCGUUUUCCCAGCAUGUACUUUAUCGACUUGGUGUCUCACAAGAUGGACCGAAGGAGGGCCAAGUCCGUGUCACACUGUUGGCAAGAAGCACUGAGUACCGUCGGAUAAUAAACCAGCAGGAGCUUAUCAAUGCCCUGAAGACUGUGCCUUUAUUCGAGGUCAAGCUGGUGGAUUACAAAUACAAGGAGAUGCCGUUUCUGGAGCAGAUCCGCGUCACGCACAACUCUGAUAUCUUCAUUGGGAUGCAUGGAGCUGGACUGACCCACCUCCUCUUUCUUCCCGACUGGGCCGUCAUAUUUGAAUUGUACAACUGUCAAGAUGAGAGCUGCUACCGUGAUCUGGCCCGACUGAGGGGAGUCCAUUACAUGACUUGGCAGAAAAGGGACAAAGUGUUCCCCCAGGAUAAGGGUCAUCAUCCUACUCUUGGGGAACAUCCUAAGUUUACAAACUACACUUUUGAUGUAGAGGAGUUCAUGCGGUUAGUCCUUCUAGCGGCUGAACAUGUGACCCGGAACCCGGCAUGGCGCGCAAAACAGGCCCGAGAUGAACUCUAGCCUGUAAGACACAGUGCUUUCUUGCCAGGACGAUAGAUGAAUGCACUCCUACCAAAUCUCUGCACUCUGUAAAUGUAGCCGUGAUAAUGAAAAGCGCAUGGCUAAUAUGUGAAAACACAUUUUAAAUUCACAAAACAAAACAAAACCAUCUGCUCUGUUACUGAUCCUCUAGCUGUUACGUUCUGCACGUGGAGAUGCUGAGUACCUUGUUGAAGGACUCCGAUGUAUUGGUUUGACAUGUUGAUGUAUUUUGUGUGGUCUAAUAUACCUCUCCUCAAGUAUAUGUGGGCUUAUUUUUAGAGACUACACUUUAAAACAUGACUUGAGUGCAGCUUUUAUUUUUCUCCUAAAGGCAAAGGUUUGAAUAAAUUCCAGGUCAGUAGAUCAUUACAAGGUUGUAAGACAUUUUUAAACGGCACUUUUAGUUUGAAAAUCAAGUGAUUGGGUACUGAAAUAAUGUUGAGGUCACCCACAUAGUUUGGUAGCAUUUUUUAUAAACGUCAAACCACAUUUAAAGCACUUUUACUUUGUGUUUUAAUGCAUUAAGGCAAAGGAGAUCAAGCAGCUUCAUAUUUAUUACAGUGUCAGUUACUUUUUAAUUUGUAUUCAGUUAAAAUAGUCAUUUUGUAAAUGUUAAACUAUGUUAAGGGAUUCAUGACUCCAGUCCUGUUGCACUCCUUGAGAUAUCGGUUCAGUAUUGCGCCAUUUUAUAAAGUAUUUUUUUUAAUAUCAGUGUUAAGAUCCUCAGACCCUUUAAAAAGUGGCUAAACGGUAACAAAAGUUGCGGAAUUUUUAGUGCUGGUUUGAGUUGAAGACAAAGUAUUUAAUAAAAUCCUAUAAUUAUA